AUGAAGAACACCUCCAUAAGUUUCCGAGUAGGCGAAUAUCCGACGAAAAUUCAAACCGAACGCCGAUCCGCUAGAGGCAAGCCAUUUCGAAGGUUUGCCCCUCUUACGUUUAAUCCAGAGGAUUAUAUGCACAUCUCAGGUUACUACGGGACGACGGGAAGUGAUGAUUACGGCUGUCCCUGGUUGUACGCCAGUGAAGCAUCAGUGGACCCAGUCUCCGAUGGUCACUCUGCGACAGGCCAGAAGCGUGCACUCUUAUGCGAAUCUUUUGAUCAGCCCCGAACGGUAUGCGAGGUGCACCUGAUCAGACUGCCCGUGUAA
Molecule: messenger RNA, 321 nt
Organism: Opisthorchis viverrini
Lineage: Eukaryota; Metazoa; Platyhelminthes; Trematoda; Opisthorchiida; Opisthorchiidae
Exons: 3
Coding region: 1-321 (106 amino acids)
Source: RefSeq, a predicted model, not a curated record